AUGAGUGCGGGUACCGUUAAUAACUACAGUACAAUAGAUCUCACGAAAUCAAACAUACGGCUUACGGACAACAUAGAGAAUAAGACGUGGCGCGCGAAAACUAAGAGUUUUUUGAAACAUUUUAAAUAUUUACUUUGUGAAACAACUGUGGAACCAUGUCUGUUUUUUUAUAUGAUGUGCACUGCGUUAUCGUCGUUCACCGUACAAAAUAUGCAUUUGGAAAAAUCGUGCCGCAUAAAUUUGAAAUUAGGUGAUGAAGUAUGCGAUCGCAUCAGAGACAGAAAUACAACAGGAUUGGAAUUGGAAUUAAAUCAGGUUCAAUCGUUAGUAGCUCAAGUAGUAGCUUGGAAGUUCCCCCUUCAAACCGGAAUACCAGCUGUAAUGGUCCUGUUUAUUGGUGCUUGGAGUGAUAAGACGAAGAAACGAAAAAUUUGUAUCCUGUUUCCAUUCCUUGGAGAGAUAAUAGCGAAUAUAGGACUAAUAUUUGCUACCUUUUUUAAAUUAUCCCUAACUGUGACUGCUCUUAUAGAAGCAUUACCAUCGGCGUUCACUGGCAGCUAUAUUAUCAUAUUUAUGGGAAUGUACAGUUUCAUGGCUGAUCGGACCUCAGUGGAAAGCAGGACCUUUCGUCUAGGACUUGUAACUAUUUGUGUUACUUUAGGCACACCCACUGGGACUGCCCUGAGUGGGAUACUCUUACAAGUUUUAGGUUACUACGGAAUGUUCAUAAUGUUAAUAAUACUUUAUUCUUCAUCACUUAUGUAUGGUUUUAUACGACUUGAAGAUAUUUUACCAAUCGAUGAUAACGUAAUGUCAGAUUAUGGGAAUGGUGGUUUCAAGCAAUCUGUUAAGGAGGUGUUCGGUUUGGUUGCCAACACUGUGUUAGUGGCUGUCAAACCUCGUGCUUUUGGAAUGAGGAAACAAAUAUUAUCAGUUAUCGUCCUUUACGUUAUAAUGGUGGGACCGUUGUAUGGAACAUUCUUUUGUAUAACUUUUCUAUGCAAGAGGAUGCAUGUGCAGGACAGCCUUAUCGGUCUCCUUGCAGGAGUGAGCAGGAUAGCUGGUUGUUUGGUAUUAGCCUUUGCUCCGAACAGAGCUUGGUACUAUUCAGCACCCAUUUUCAGUAUAUUCAGUCACACUGGUCUCACAGCUGUAAGAUCCAUAGCUACCAAAAGUGUUCCGGUAGAAGAAGUCGCCAAAUUGAGUUCAGUGAUUGGUGUAAUGGAAGCAAUAGCACCUUCAGUGUACAUGCCGACAUCAAGUUUUAUAUACGUCAAUACAUUGGACACGUUUCCUGGCGCCUUUUAUCUGUUCGACGCCAUGCUCACUGUAGUCGCCUUAAUAUUAUUUUCAUAUUUAUACGUUUUGGUGAGACGAAGGGACAGGAAUAUGGUUACUGAUCUCAGUAGGAAAGAGGAAUAUGCUAGAACCAAUGAAGUAUCUAGAUUUUAA
This is a messenger RNA of Danaus chrysippus (African queen), 1452 nucleotides long. The record is from the annotation of a GenBank genome assembly. NCBI's taxonomy places the organism in Eukaryota, Metazoa, Arthropoda, Insecta, Lepidoptera, Nymphalidae.